Messenger RNA from Gadus macrocephalus (Pacific cod), 5060 nucleotides. RefSeq names its product ADP-ribosylation factor interacting protein 2b (gene arfip2b). Gene Ontology annotation, biological process: intracellular protein transport; regulation of Arp2/3 complex-mediated actin nucleation. Lineage: Eukaryota; Metazoa; Chordata; Actinopteri; Gadiformes; Gadidae. The transcript has 10 exons. Gene Ontology annotation, molecular function: phospholipid binding; protein domain specific binding. Bases 335 to 1519 code for a protein of 394 amino acids. Gene Ontology annotation, cellular component: trans-Golgi network membrane. The record is from RefSeq and is a predicted model, not a curated record.
UGACAUCGGUGCAGCAUCGUUCGACUCCGGCUGCGAACCGUUUUCCGUGUGUCGUCAGUUCCGUGAACGUAGCGUACCCUCGGUGGAAAAAUAAGGUAGAGGAUUAGAAGGACGGGAUCCUCUGCUUAGUCGAUGCCAGUCGGUUCCCCUGGUCUUGUAAAAAUAUCCAUGAGCGAGAGCACACGAUCGUUGCGUGGUAUUUCUUCAUUUGGAUUGGAUAUUUGGAAUUGAUCACGUCUAAGGAAGGCACUAAGUGGGAUGCACUUAGCCUGUUAUUAGCUUGCAGCGGUAGCCAUCCGAACACCUUACACCAGGACCAACCCCUCGGUCUACGAUGACAGACGGCAUCAUGAGCAAGGCAGCCACCAUGGAGAUCCCCAUCAACAGCAACGGAGACACGGGGACGUUACCCGAGGAUGACAGCCUUGAACAGGCUGCUAAGCUCCAGUGGAGCUUAGAUGAGAAGGUAGGAUACUCCAGAGACACCAGGGACCUGCAGCAGGUCAUGGUGUCGGGGCCCAAUCUCAAUGAAACCAGCAUCGUUUCCGGGGGUUAUGGCGGUACAGCCGAGGGCAUCAUUCCCACCAGCUCCAUCAAAGACCUGCGUAUGAAGUCCAGGCGCGGUAGUGUGCCACCGAGCUACGCCACUGCGCGACACUUAGCGCACCAAUCAUAUGAAUACCAAGGCUCCGGGGGAUCCAACAUCAACCACAGCGCAAGCAGCUCGUCGCUGGCAGACGACGCCAACCGCGGCGUGGCCGUGGAGAAACUGGAGUACGUCAAGAAAUGGGGCCUCAACACCUACAAGUGCACCAAGCAGAUGAUCUCGGAGCGCUUCGGGCGGGGCUCGCGUACCGUGGACCUGGAGCUGGAGGCGCAGAUCGAGGUGCUGCGGGACACCAAGAGGAAGUACGAGAACAUGCUGCGGCUGGCCCGGGCGCUGACCAACCACUUCUACAGCAUGGUGCAGACGCAGCACGCGCUGGGCGACACCUUCGCCGACCUCAGCCAGAAGUCCCCGGAGCUGCGGGACGAGUUUGGCUACAACGCGGAGACCCAGAAGCUGCUGUGCAAGAACGGGGAGACUCUCCUGGGGGCGGUCAACUUCUUCGUGUCCAGCAUCAACACGCUGGUCAACAAGACCAUGGAGGACACCCUGCAGACCAUCAAGCUGUACGAGAACGCCAGGCUGGAGUUCGACGCGUACCGGGCUGACCUGGAGGAGCUGAGCCUGGGCCCGCGGGACGCCGUGACCAUGGCCCGCAUCGACGCCGCCCAGCUGCAGUUCCAGGUCCACAAGGACAAGUACGAGCAGCUGCGCGCCGACGUCACCAUCAAACUCAAGUUCCUGGAGGAGAACAAGGUCAAGGUGAUGCACAAGCAGCUCCUCCUCUUCCACAACGCCAUCUCCGCCUAUUUCGCCGGCAACCAGCAGCAGCUGGAGCAGACGCUGCAGCAGUUCAACAUCAAGCUGAAGCCGCCUGGCUCCGACAAGCCCUCCUGGCUGGAGGAGCAGUGAGGUGGGGGGCGGAGGAGAGACCCCGCCCAACUCCCCUCCCCACCUCCCCCACCCCACUCUCCCGUCACUUGCUCCUUAUAGUCACCCUCCUCCUCCUCCUCCUCCUCCUCCUCCUCUUCCUCACAGUGGAGCACAGAGGAGAGCUGGGCCCUGGGGACAUAAUGGCAGGCCUGACGUGUGCAGAUAGGAUGCACGCAGACGGCCCUGCGGACAGGACGUGAAGGUGGCAGGAUAGAUGUAACUAUACGUAGAUGUAUAACGAACGGGCGCAAGGAAGCCCUCCCAGACCCGUUUCUAGGACCGAAUCCCGUGGUUUUGAGUGCCUCUCUUCCCUCCUCCUUUCUCCGCUCACUCCAUCGCCUCUCUGUCUCUCUCCCCCCCCCCCCCCCCCCCACCCCAAUUGCCUGGUCCUAUUUGUUCCGUUGGAAAAGCCCCUCAGCACUCACUCUUCACAUUCCAGUCUGUUUUUGUCCAUCCUAUUCAUCCAUGCCCCCCCCCCAUCCCAGUUCUGUCAUUGUUGUUUCGGGCCUUUUGUGAUGAUCACAUCCCCCUGCUACUGCUGGAAACAUAUCCCUGAAGCCAAAACAAGGCGAGCCAUUCAUCCACCUAGACAUAUUUCUGGUCGGACACUCAGAAGGGCCCUCAAACAUACCCCCCCCCCCCCCCCCCCCACACACACACACACACACACACGCCGCAUGGCAUCAGAACUCUCGUCCUGGCGUUCUCGUCCUCUUGUGCCUCCCUGUGCGGAGCGUGGAAGGAUUCGUACGACGAGGAAAGAAGCACUACUUUUGAUUUCUGCCUGCAGACACCGAAGAGGAAAUAUUUUCCGUAAAACAGAACCUUGAGACCUUUCAAACGAAGAAGAAGAAGUGUGUACAGCUCGGGUCAAGUGCUGUUUUUACGUGGAAAGAAAAGGGGUUGAUGUUAUUGUUUGCGAACGGACACACACACGGCAGUGGUGUUGUCGAGCCCCGCUUCUCCUCAGUUUUGAACGUCAUCUUUUUUUAUAUUUGCCGGGGUAACUUUCAGUACCACUCGACUGCGUCCUGUGCUUCAGAACGUGGUACCAAUGUAUGCUGACAACUACCUGUGCUCUAGUGCUGUGAUGUGAUGAUGACACUACGGGCUUGUAAAUGAGAACAGUAAUCGUAUGCGCAAAUCCAUUUACUAACUGCUGCCACACAGUUCCCAAACUUUCACAGUUUGGGAGUGUUAUGCAUAAUAUAUUUUUCUUUUUUUUCCUUUUAAUAUUAUUUCCCAAAUUUGUUGAGAAUGACUUGAUCGAGCAGUAUAGCUGGUAAAAAAAAACAACACCAGCAUCUGAUCAGUCAGUUCUAAAGAAUAACUGUAUGCUCGAAUCAGAGUAUGGCAAUAGCACCAUCUCUGGUGAAACAAGUUAUUGUGGACAUUCUGGCUGAGCCCAAACGAUGUAAUGUAAUAUAUAUAUAUGAUGGAAAGGAACUUGGAGGAAACUGAAAAUCAUAACAUGUUUAGGUGCCCGUCCUGUGGCUUUAGUUUAGAGUUCAGACCUUUGUUUGAGACAAAACACUCCAGUUAGUGUUCGUAAAGAUUAAACAAACUGCAUAUUCUAACUUCAUUACAAUACAACUUAGUUGUUAGGGAUUUACGGCAGUGUGCUCAUGACACCAAUCACAGCGUAAGUCAAGACACAUACAUAGACACAAGACACUAACAUAAAGAAACAUCUAAACCAUAACCCUGACAUUGACCAUUGACCAUUACUUCAUGGAUGUAAGAUAUUGAUAGUCCAAGAGGAAAGUCUCGGUAGAAAGCCUAAUGUAAAGGAAGUUACACACACACACAUUGUAAAACAGCAUACGUUUCUAUGCAUGGAAAUUUCAUGGAUUUAGAAAAUGUAUUAAAUCAAAAAAAUCCUGUUUCUGGUUCAUGCAGGAUAGUUUGGUGAUUAGGGAUACAUGGUGUAAAGCCAUAAUUAUUUAUCAUUCAUCAUAGUUAAUUAAUUAAUAGACAAGCUACCUUAACAUUUGUGUCCACAGUAAAAAAAAGUGAUAGGAGAAUUUAAACUAUUAUGAAGAUGUAGUCUAAAGGGUUAAAAUGUAUGAAUUAUCUUUGAACUACCUAGAAGCCCUGUUUUAAGGGGUUGUCUACAAAUUCAGAAGCAAAUAUAGGACUCUAUUUUAUUGUACUUUCAAUGUUUGUGUUUUACUUAUAGCUUUCAGCUGUUUUGUCUCCGUGACAACUUCUUUCCCGUGUCUUAUAUUUGACAAGCAAGACAAGAGCUGUUGUCCAGAUAAACAUACUAAAGCGUAGUUACCUUCAACACAGCUAUGAUAGGCAGGCUAUUGUUGCUAAUUGUAAUAUUUUUCUAUUGUUAUUAUUGGGACUUCAGAGUUCUGAUUCAGAACACUAAUAACUCAUGGACUGUUUGUUUGCUGUGUUGCUCCUCCACUACAAUCUCCUCAUGCACACUCGGAUGACAGUGAAGAGAUCUCAAAUGAUACCACUGGAGUGUGUGUUUACCAAAAUGUGUUUGUAUUUUCCCCCCUUUAUCAUUAUAUUUCAUCAGAGUUAAAUCAAAAUGGUGUCCGGGGCUAAUUUCUGCAUUUAAAAUGUUGCAGUAAAACCGGUGUAACGAACAUUAACUGUGCAUUCAUAGGUAGACUAGGGUACCAUUUAGUCUAGUAUUUGCCAAGUAUAAUAAACGUCUCUCGAGUUGAUGGUUCAACCCAGCCUGGAGCUAUAUAUAUCACACGGUAGACUUUCAACUGCCCUGCAUCGAUGCACGACAGUGACCACGCUCCUCCGGCCGGUCUCGUGUUUAUUUGCAUGCAGGCCGUGAUAACACCAAGUAUAGAGUUUUGUAUGGUCAAAAACGGACGCGGCGUUCUGCCAAGUGUGCAUGGACGGCUUGGACGCAGAGGGCCCCGCCGCCCUGCUUUUGACUUUCGGUUUUAUGUUGAAUGUGAAAGAAGAAAAGACUGGAACAAAAACAGUUUUCAGUUAAUUUCCCAUUAAGACACACACAUUAACGUGUGUGUCACCGUAGGGGAAGACGUGCUGGCUCCUUGCUAGCUCCCUUGUAAAUGCUGACGUUAUUGCAAUGUACACCUUACACGGCUCAUACGGCUCAUGUGAAGUCUAGUUGUCGACGGCCCCACCCCCCAGGCCUGUAUAACUUGUGUACUUGUACACAGCAAUAUUUAUUGGAUAAAAUUGUGUUUAUUCUCACCACCACACAUUCUCCAAUGUCACCCCCCCCCCCCUCCUCAAAAUGUCCGAAGGAAACGGCCAGAAUCGGAACCCUUAUCGAUUUUAAAAUGUUGCCUAUGAAAACAUGUAUAUUAUGGAAAUAUGGAACUCUUAAAGUGAGGUUUUAUCUGUGGACAAUCAAUAUUUUCUAUUCUAUAGUAACGUAUGGAUGACUGUACAUAAUGGUGUUUCAGAGGAAAAAGAUGAAAGUCGCGUAUCAUGGAUCGAUGUGAGUUUUUUUGCCUUUAUUCCACUGAAACCUGACUCUUCCCAAAGGAAAACAAAUAAAGUACAUGUUUUAAAA